CUGCGUUCUGCAACUUUUCCUUCCCAGAUGUCAGGCUCUUGCCACAGCCGGCUGCUCAGCGUUACUGUCAAAUUUCUUCACCGCUUGGUUCCCACCGGCGGGACUCCAACCACAGUUUGCAAGCUCCGUGUUUCGGUUCUCCUUACCCAGCCUCUCUUCCCUUCAAAUCUAUUCAAUGUAUCGUAGCUCGGCUCUGACUCCCCUUAAGCAGGUCUGACCUUGCCUCCCUUUUUCUUCAUGAACAGUUAGAAAUGUUCUCCGUUUUCCUAUGAUAAGAGCCACUACCCUUGUUUUUAGACACUGUACAGCAUCUGUAUGUAAACACCCCCAGCCCAACCUGUAGUAAGGCUUCUGUUUCUCAUACGCGUGUUUCAGCCAUCUCUUUUAUUCCCAAUUUCUUAUUGUUUUGACCUGUGUGAAUUUAGAUCUUUAUCGAGGAAAACUGUUCAUAGAAAUAGUUCUACUCAAAUAGGCUAACAGACUGAAAUAUACAGGAGUUAUGGAUGUAUAUGAUGAUUAAUUGUGAAAAUGGUGGUCGCAAGACACUGCUUUCUUUUGCAAGUUCAUCAGAGCAGGAUGCCUGCCUUCUUGGCCUUAAAUCUAAGCCUGGCUGUCUUUAUCAUUAAUGAAAAACAAUAUCGCCGUGCUACUCUUACCAGCUCCUUGCUGCCACUUUUGGAUGUUACUUUUAAGCCCUUGGCAUGCUGCAUGCCAUUUGAAAAUCUUUGUACACAGUGGUUGUUUUCUGGGGAAAGAAUUUAAAAAAUCCAACAAAACUUUAAAAGCUGAUUGGUUGCCUUCAAGUAUUUUCCUUCUUUUUCUAAAAGUGUCUCAAAUCUGUGGGUUGCUGAAAUGCACAGCAGCUUGGCACAAUCUCUGUGGUUGCCAAGUGUGUGAGCCAGUUGGAUCUCAAGGAAAUGUAACUGCCUGCAACUAGUCCCGUGGUGACUUUUAUUUCAACAACAAGCAAACAUCUUUUGCUUCUUCGAAUGCAAUGACUCAGCAGCUACAGGAUGAAUUUGACAGCAGUGUGGAGAAUGCAGAAGCUUGGAUGAAGGCCAUCCAAGAGAGACUGAGGAUCAAUGACAACACCAAAGGACCUCGAUCUGCCCUAGAAGCCAGGCUGAGAGAGACUGAGAAAAUACGUGCGCUGGAACCAGAAGGCAGCUUGAAAAUGGACUUGAUUCUUGCAAAGGCAGAUGCUGCUCUUCGUAGCGUUGGUGAGGAUAAGAAGCACGAGGUACUAUCUAAACUGAAAGACAUUAAAGCCUUGUGGGAAGAGACAGCCAUAUACAUUACUCACUGUCACAGCCGUAUUGAGUGGGUCUGGCUGCACUGGAGCGAGUACCUGAAAGCCCAAGAUGAGUUUUACGCAUGGAUUCACAACAUGAGGGUGACCUUGGAGCCUGACAUUGAGUUGCAGCUUGGCUUAAAGGAGAAGCAGUGGCAGCUGAGCCAUGCUCAGGUUCUGCUGAAUGAUGUCUUGAAUCAGUCAGUCCUGCUGGAAAGGCUGCUAGAGGAAGCUGCUUCCUUGUUCAACAGGAUAGGUGACCCCAGCGUUGAUGAGGAUGUUCAGAAGAAAAUGAGGGUGGAAUAUGAAGUAAUCAGGGAAGAAGCUCAGAGCAGAGUAAAACUGCUUGAAAAAAUAACCAAGGAACAUGAGCAGUACAGCGCUAACGUCAACCGGUUUCGAUCGUGGCUGAAUGGUGUGACAGAAAGAUUAAACUGCUGCAUUGGAGAAGCAACCAAGUCUUCAGCAGGGGACAAGUUAAAGACACUGAAGGAAAUUGCCAAAAACGUUAGGAGCGGUGGAAAGAAAUGGAAGCACCUUGAAAAUCAGUGUGCAGAGGUGAUUCAAAAUACCUCCCCACUUGGAGCUGAGAGAAUGAAGGAUGAACUCGAAGAGCUAAGAAAAGCUUUGGAGAAGUUGAAACUGCUGAGCAGUGAGGAGGAGGAGAGAUUGCUCAAGAUCCAACAGUCAGAAAGCGCCUAUGAGUCCCAAGCCAGGCAAUUAGAAGCGGAUGUCCAGGAACUGAAAAAAGAUCUACAGAGACUAGAAAAUGACUUGGACCCUGGGGAAGGGGAAAUGACUGAAGAUGAGUUUGUAACUCUGUGGAGAAAAUGCAAUGCAACAAGAGCAGCUCUGGCUGCAGAAGAGUCCAGGGUUGAGAGGCUGAAGGCUCAGCUUAAGGACCUGCUACGGUUCUCCCAAGAUGUGCAGCCACAUGCUAAGGGUGUUGUCUCUGCAAUACAGAAGUAUCAAAGUGUUAGAGGCAAGACAUCUAAAAUGAGCACUGAUACAGAAGCCCAACUGAGUAUACUCUUCCAAAAUCCCCUGCAAGAUUUUGAACAGUGGAAGCCAUCAGUCCAGAUGCUCCUGGAGACUCCGGAGCCAGCUCUGGCUCACAUUGAGGCUGCUCUAGCUGAAAGCUCCCAGUUCAAAGAGAAGUUGAUGACAUUACAGCUGAAGAAAGAUUUGCUAAACAAUAUCCUUGGUGAGGAAAAAGCAAAGUCUUUCCUGCAAGAGGUAGCUGAAGCUUCAAAGGAGAGAGAAUUUCUACACAAAAGUCUGCUCCAAAGCAAGAGCAAACUCCAGAAUUUGAUAUCGCAACAUGAGGACUUCGAUGCUGGUUUCACACCUUUGCAGAAGAAAUUAUCUACCAUCAAAGCCAAAUUAGAUCUAGAGAAGGAACCACGGCCUGACCUCUUGGGUAAAAAGACACAACUCCAGAGGCUCCAGAUGAUCCAAGAUGACUUGGCAGAGCUUGCGAUUCAAAUGGAGGAGGUAGAGAAGCUCAUUCAGUCAAAUACCACACACAGGCAUGAAAUGAACCAACUUUCAUCUGACUUUCAGGCCCUGAAGAGAUCGUUGGAGGUGAUGAUACAGCAGAGUGAAGAGCACAUUCAGAAGCAUUGGGCAUAUAAUGAGAAACUCUCUGACCUCCAGCAGUGGAUCACAGUAACCACAGGGAAGAUUGACUCCUACCAGGGUGCUGAUGGAGAGCAGAACACCGAGGGCAGGGUGGCAGACCUCAAGAGAUGGCUAGCUGAGUUUCCAGAUAAGGAGAUCCAGCUGCACCUUGUGGAAGCUCAUGGCCAGCUGGUCAUGGAGAAUUCUUCCCCAGAGGAGACUGCCCAUGUCCAGGCAGAGCUAGAUCAGCUGAAGCAGUCAUGGAGAUCCCUGAAGGAGAUGGCAACUGGCCUUCUCAAAAAGUGGCAGUUAAAUAGACCAGUGGCUGAUAAGAAGAAAAUAGCAUUUGUGGACAGCAGAUGGAUGUCUGGACCUACCUUCCAGCUUUUAGAUGUAGAACCCAACCAUAAGCAGGAGGGGAUAGGAGGAAGGCAAAAUACAAGCAGACACCUGAAGCUCCUACACGACUUUGAAGAAUGGUUAGAAGGAGAAAACACCAAACUGACCAAAACUCUUGCUGUGACUUCAUCGUCCACAGAGGAAAUCAAGGCACGCCGGAGCAAACUGGAGGAGCUGCAGUCUCGUGUGCCUGAUGGUCAGCGUCUCUUUGAGGACCUUCUUCAUCUUCAUCCUCUCAUUGGAAAAUCUGAAGAUCUGGAGGACCUGCGGUACCGAUGGAUGCUCUACAAAUCUAAACUGAAAGAGUCCAUGAAUUCACCGAGUCUUGGAUCUUUGGAAGAAACAGACAGGCUCAGAAAGAAGCGCUCUGGAGGCAUUUGCUCAUUCCUGCAUCGAGUGUGCUGGGCAGCGCUACCAUUGCAACUGCUCCUCUUGCUCCUCCUGCUCCUGGCCUUUCUCCUGCCCCUGGCAGAGGAGACCCACAGCUGCACGCUGGCCAACAACUUUGCUCGGUCCUUCAACCUGAUGCUGAGAUACGACGGCCCACCUCCAACCUAACUUCUUGCCAUGGCAUGAGGUGAUUCUCAGAAAUAUAGAGUCUUCUUUUUAACAAUUGCAAGUAUUGUAGACUUUAGGGCUUCUAACAAGGCCAUCAUAUCAACUGGAUAGGUCACAUAAAUGCAAAAUAAGAUUAGUCCACUUUAAUCAGGUAUUUGAGCAAAUUUACUAUUUUUACAAUAUUUUAUUAUAAUAUUUAUAAUGUGUAUAAAAAGAUUGUGUGUAUGUAUGUACAUAGAUAUAUAUAUAUUAAAAAAUGCAUAUCUGUGGCCAAACUAAUAUCCACCAUCCACUCGUCCACUGUUUGGAGAUAAUCCUGUAAUGUUUCUGUUUCUACCAUCGUUCAGCAAGGAAUACUGACUGAUGGUUUGGUUGUGGGGGUUUUGGGUGAUUUUUAAAGUCAGAUUCUUGUUUACAGCUGAAGUCAGAGCAAGUAUGAGAAGAUGUGGGCGAGCAGCAGAGUGCAGAGUAGAAUCUUGUUUGAGUACAGUGGUUGACAUUCAGUCCAAGGAAAAUUGGGACUAUUCUAUUUGAAAUCUUGAGCUGUUUUUUCAGUAACUGGAGCAGGGAUUUCAGAAAGUAAUGGAAAUGUUUCCACUGACUUCAGUAGGAGCGGGGGUGGCCCUCCUCUUGUUCUCAUUUUUUUACCGGAUUUCUUUUCCAGUUACUAUGUUCUCCAGCCCACCUGAAUCAGGAGAGGUAGAAUACAGUAGGCAGGAAGCUGGGAGAAGAGAAUGUAAUUUUUGUAACAUAUCUAUAGCAGGAGAACUUUUAAAAUCAGGUCAUAAUUUUCUGAACAAAUUUGUGAGCACUGAACAAAACUUUGUAUUGGUGGUCUUGUCCUUAAAAAGCAGUGGGGUUUUUUUGUUUGUGGGUUUUUUUGUGGUUUUUUUUUUUUUUAACUUUAUAAAAAGAGGCAUUUGGUAAUGGAUCACAAAGCCUGAACAGUGGGAAGCAGCCUGGCGCAGUGUCAGUGAAGGAAAAGUCGGAAGUACUUUAAUAGUAACACCCUGGAAAUGAGACUUUCCUUCCUAGAAUGUUUUUAUAUUAAAGGUUAGUUAAACUGGUGUAAACUGAUUGUAUCAAAGACAGUCAAGCCUAGAUUUCUAUAUAGUCUAAACUCUUAAGAUGACAACACACUGUCAUUUAUUUACCUAACCUUAUGCCUGAUUUAUCAAAUUUUGAAUGUACAUUUUAACAUUGCCUUUUUAUGUAAAAACAAUUCUCACUUUACUGUGAUGAAACCAUUCUUAGUGGUGUUUUACCUAACUGAUACCUGAGAGAAAAGGUAUUUUCUAAAAUUCUGUGCUAUUUCUGAGAGCUGUCUCUUAUUGUCUCAUCUUUUUAGCCACAGUAGUAAUCAUGCAAAAAAAUUUAAUCAAAGAUUCCCAUCCUGGCUACGUUGUGGGAGGAACUUGUCUUCUAGGUAGCAGUGUGGUGUGUUAGGUGUUGUUCCACUGAAUAGUAAGUUCCAAAAUAAUAUUAAAUCUGUUGUACAGGUACUGAAGGAAGAAGUCAUACUUCUUUAACGAGAGUUUUGCUGAAGAAGCAAACUUAGAUAAAAUAGGGAGGCAUAGCAGCAAGGAGCUCAUUACAGGCACAGGAUGAGGGAGAACAGGCAGAUGUAAAAGAGGACUAGCUAAAGAUAGAGAAGAGAGGUGUCCAACAAUUUAUAAAGCCUGAGAAAAGGAGUCAGGGUGAAUACAGAGGACAAGAAUACAGGCUCUGUGAAGAAAAAAAUCUCUGAAUCUUUUUGGUUCCCACUCCCUGCUACAUUAUUCAUACUAUUGCAUAUUAAACAGCUUUUCUUCAGUAAUAUUUAAAAUAGGGCAAGUAACAGGGACUCUACCAGUGUUCUGAGGAGACUCUUCCAGGGCCAGAACUCUGUCUCUGUGUUCCUAAUAAUGCUUCCAACUGCACUGGGUUUGCUAGAGUUGAAUAAAAAUGCCAAAAUUCUGCUAAAAGUGAAAAGGAGAAUAGAAAGAGAGCAGGGAUGGUGAAGGUGUUCAGGUGGAGUGCAAGAGGAGUAUGGCGAGGAUCUGAACUGAUGCGGUUUAAAAACUGUCAGGAGGUAGCAGAAGAGCUCUAGCGAGCAGGCAGAGGGGGGCUAAAAGCAGAAAGGUGAGAGAGGAUGUACCUGAGCAAUAAGAUGUUCACAUCUAAAUGGGAAGCAAAGGAAGGUAAGGCCUGUGAUUUCUUUCAUGAAGCAGACGGAUGGAGAGGAGCUAUAAUUCAUCAGAGAAUGGGCAAAUUCUUUCUUUGCAACGGUUCUUAUUGGUGACGGAGGACAUACCUCCUUCUCUCCUCUGAUUAGCUGUGCAAGAGCCAUGCACAUUCCUGCAAUGGUCCUCUAAAAACUGCUGCCAGCCCUGAGGGAAGAAACCCUUGUGGCUGUGCAGCAAGGAGCUAAUCAUCACACACAUCUCCAUUUCAAAUCAAAUGCUCCAGUAGAAAAGAAGUGUGGGGGAAGACGGGCAGUAACAAAACCUGCUGUGUGUGGUUGUGUAUAUGUGUGCUUGUGCGUGCACUUUUCUGUGGCAUGGUUACAUUGCACUUCUCUGAGUUUUGCUGAGCCAUUCCAGGUGACGAAAGUAAAAUGCCAGUGAGAAAGUAAAAAUAAUGAGGAAAAAUAUGGCCACAAGAGAAAAUCAGUAGGGAGACAGACAAGUUUUUUCUAUGAAAGCACAAAAUCUCACAUCAGAUUUCUUUCUGCCCAGCCUUUCUGAUCGGGAUUAUUUUUAUGGGUUCACAAAUGCAUUUGACACCACAGGAGUAUGCAACUGGGGGGAAAAAAAUUUCUACCCAGAGGACCAUAACAGCACAACUGCAUAGCCACCUUGAUUUUUCAGUGUUGUGGCAGGUUUAAAAAAAAAACAAACCACUAAAUUAGAAACACACUUUUGCUGCUGGGUUUGCAUUCAAUUUAUUCUAUAAUUAAGUCCCCUGUCUGUAAUCCUGGAUUUUUUUUGCUUUUAAUCUCAGCAAAUCCAUUCUCAUUAAUUUAAGUAAUCUAAAUAUCUCACAUAAGGGAUGAAUCUUUCUACUGCUUUGCAGUGGAAACUAUCCAAAGCACAGGACUUUGAUGUUCAUCUCACUCAGAACAAUUUCACUCUUCCAUAAUGUCAUUGACCUCACUUGUCCAAUGCAGGUGUGAGAUUUUUCUAAGAAAGAAAGAAUUUCUAAAAAAUCACAGAAAUAAGCUUGAAAUGUAAAUGCAAAAUUUACUUUAUUUUUUAUUCUCUUGUCUUUCUUCUAAGAAGUUUGUUAUACUGAUUUCUGGAAGUGUCUGUAAAUAUUAAUCAAGUCACUAAUUGGAAUAAUGAAAACAAACUGCCCCGUUCAACUUCCAGGAAAUUGAACAAAGCUCAGAUUCCUCAAAACACAAACUAAAUCAUACUGUUCCCGAAUCAGUCCUUAAAAUUUGAGCACUGUUCUUCAUGACUGAAUCUUUGUUCACACAUGAUUUGGGGGUUACACCCUCACUUUUGUGCCUAUAAAAUUCCCAGCUCAUAGAUCUCUGACAUCCACAUGUAACCAAGAUGUGUUACAGCCUGGCUUUCGAUUGGGGCUGCUGCCUUGAGACAUCCCUUGCCAAAAACCUAGGAUUCACAAAACAGAUAAGCAUCUACAACUGAGGGCUUGCAGUGCUUUACUCUAAACCAGAUCCAACCACUGUCAGAGGGUGCUAAACCCCUCUAAAAUAGAUUGAAUAUGUUUGAGCUUGUAAAUUGUUUGUACAUGUGGCUCAGGCCACAUAGCCUACACUACCUGCAGAUACCCAGGCUGUUGACAGAGCAGAGCUCUUGUGCAUCUCUGCAGGCUCUUUUGCCUGCAGUAUUGGACCCAGUAUUUGAUUGACCACAUUAAUGACCCUUCAGUGUUGAAGGCAAAAUCCGGCACUCCAGUGCCCAUCCAUUAAGGUAGAAAUUCUGCACAGCCCCAAAGGCACACUUCAAACCCAGCCUUUGGAGUGAAAGCAAGCCUGAUUUAUAAAUUGUAAUUGAUUUUGUAGCCAGAUGCUUUCAACAGAAUUUUCCAUGACUGCAAUACAGCGAGGUAGAAAUUUGCUGUUGUGCCACAUGCCUAUUAAUAGCCCAUUCUCUGAUUCCAGCUAGCAAUUUAGAUUGUAUUAAAUAUUAUUUGUAUAUGCCCUCUCCAGAAAUCUCUGUAUGAAAAACAUGUUCAGUUCUAUGCACACAGAUGAAAAACGUUGUAUUCCCUGGUAGCACAGAAUCCCCAGAGCAAUCAUGAUUUCUACCAAGUACUAGCCCAUUUGCCCUGACUGCAAUACUUACUAAACUCAAACAUUUGGGGCUGAAAAGAAAGCUACUAGCCAUACUAAUAAAAACACCUGAUGGUUAAUGAAUGAUUUAGAGAGCUUUCAGAAUGUCUUUCUGCUUCUCCUUAAUCCUUUUCUUUGGGGUAGUUGAAGACCUCAGAGAGAAGAAGAGUCUCCAAAAACUGGCCAUCACUAGAUAGGCAGAUGGUAAUCUCCGCAUUUCUGAAGAAAUAGUAUGUUCUCUUUAGUUGCUCUAGGACGUCAGGAGCUUCCUCCAUCUGAUCUCUUCUUCAGUAUUGAAUAGGAAAUGUUUUACUUUGAUGUGUGUGCCUAUACAUCUCAUUAGCACUAACAAGGUUUGAAGAGUGAGUUCAUAUACAGGAAUUCUUUUAAAUUGUGUCAACAGGAGUACAUUGUCUUCUUUUCUCAAGAAAAAACAGAACUGCUGUAUGCCAGAGAUUCCUAGAGCAAACAAAACCUUUUCUAAUAACUGAAGAUGACAGACUGAAAUUAAACGGGAGAAAUAGCUUUGUCUUUCAAGAAAUGCUGGUAUAAAUACCCCAAUAAAGAUAUCUUUGCCAGGCAUUAUGGGUGUCUUUCAGGGCAUAGGUUAUGUGCACAGCUAGCUCUAAGAACUGCUUUUGGAGACUUUACUAUCCGUUGGACAGUAUCGGUUGCUAGUCUGCAGCUGAAAAUAUGUGUUUGCCCAAUGAACUACAUCGGCUUCUUUCAGAGUCGCUGGGGGCUGUCGAAGAUACUCUUGGUAGUUCUCAGACCAGUGACCUGCUCUGAGCCAUUACAAGUUUAUUGCAUUAAUCUAUCGGUCAGCUGUUGGCAGCUCUCAGAAACCAGUUUAUUAAAAUGCUAAAGAUAAUGUUGUUGGUACAGACACCACGAUUCAUUCAGGAACCAAUCAUUGUUUUUGCCAUAUUUAAACAUAAUUAUCUGUUGGUUAUAUAGGGUUAUAAAUGGAUUAGUUGUAGGUGUUGGGUAACUCUGUGGGAUGUUUUAGGCACAAGACUUUUUGACUUGCACAUGUAUGUUUAAGAAUUGUGGGGUCAUUUUGCAUUUGCUCAAUGGUAAAACAAAACAAAGAUUCUCAAAUGUAGCAUUUUCAAAAAAAACCAUAUAAAGCAGGAUGGAAUAAUCUGUCACACUGGUGAUUUUUUUUAUUAUCUUUUGUCUAGCCAACUUAAAAUACAGAUACGUGUCUACCAGAGAGAUAUCAGUAGAUCUGGAAAAAAAGGAAUAUCUAUCAGGAAUAAACCAAUUCAAGCCAUAGUCUAAAUGGCACCUUUGCUACCUAGCCUACUUCAGUAACUGCCAGAUUUAGCUCCCUGUAUCUGUGAGCUAACCACCCUCCUCCUAGUAAACCGUGGGCGAGAUGAAACUGUGCAGGUGAUGGUAUAACAUCCCACUAGAAGCAGCAAGAGAUAUUAGGUCUUCAGAAGGCAGCCUGAUAUCUGGGUGCAAGAGAUAAACAUGUAGGUUUGGCGUAAUGAGAGCAACCCAGGACUAAUAACACAGGAGCAAGGGUUUGCUGUCCUGCUCUGCCAGACAAAAUUUUGAUGGUCGCCAUCAGCACUGUCCAGAUCCACAUCCCUGUCUGUGGAAGGAGGCUCUCUUCAGGGUAAUUCUCUCUAGCUGAGAUCUGAGUCUUGGGAGUGCUUUUUUUCUUUUCAUUAAACACAGAAGAAACUGCUAAAUCAGCCCCCUCAGUGACAGAUUAAUGGUAGGUGGUAGGCGCUGAUGCUCCAGGAAAAGAUGCAGGAAAUGCUAUUGUAGAUAGAUCGUCAUGAAGGUCUGUGUUCAAUCCUUAGGAAUCAGAGGUUCAUUAUAGAACUGAAGUAGGAGGCUUUCUGUUCCUUUGCCAGUAAAUGCCAGCUGUUGCCUUUAGUCUUCUGGAUUUUGGGGGCAAGCCUGUCAGUGCCUUACUGAAAGCUAGUGGCUUUUUGGCUUCAGAGCCGUUCACGGCAGUGAGUUCCACAUCCUUCCUAUGAGUUGUGUGGAAAGGUAUUCCCCGGAAUUGAUUUGGAAUCAGAAACCUUUUGUUUGGGGUGUAGGGGUGGUUUGAUUUUUCUUCUUUGGCCCCUGUGUGUCGAAUCCAAGAAGGCAGAAAGACCAGCACUACCCUCUCCAGACCAUGCUUUGUCUUUCCUUCUUUAAUCAGAGCAGAAGAGAUUUGGAUUUGUCUCCUUCCCAAAGUAAAUUAUCCCAGUCUUUUCUGCUUCUUUUCAAGUUACAGUUCUUCCACGCCUUUGAUCAUUCCUGUCACCUUUCUCUUAACUGUUUCCAGUGCCAGUUCUUCCUCUGAACAUAGAGCAAAAAAUCUGGUCCUGUUUCAAUAAAUUGAAAUUCAAUAAAUUUUCCCCCCAUUGCAGUUCCUCUUGCAGAUGCUCUGCCUGUUUCUGCCGCCCCCUGUGUCAAAACAGCCUUCAUCACUGUCUGUGAGGACUAUGGUCUUUGCCAGUUGUCUCUUCCAAGUCUCCUGGCCAUGUCCCACCCUCACCUGCCUUGUGUUGGCUCAGGAACUGCCCUUAAUAUUCACAUCUGAAGAUAGAAGCGCAAGGGUGUCACUUAACAAUUGUUAGUAAUGAAGGCCUAGCCUUGCUAUGAGCAUUGUUCAUAGCCUGCCCAGACCCCUUUUCUUUUCUCUCUAAGCAGGUUUUGAUGGUUAAUCCAAUUAUUGCAAGCAGAAAAUUGCCGCUUAAUCAGCGAGGAGGGCCGGCGUUUCAAUUUCAGCUCUAUCAUCCUCACAUUGUCGCUGCCUGUGUAAGCACUCCCAUGCGCUGCUGGGCCCAGGCUGGGCACUCCAGGCUGUGUGCCCUUGAGCUGCCGGGGGUGGUUGAGUGUCGCCGUUAUACAUCUUUUUUUUGAGCUGGAAAGCAAAAGAAAGGAAAAGAAAAUGGUCGCUUUUAACAAACUGAUUUCACAACUCAUUUAUCAAGCCCUCUAGCAAACCAUUUAUUUUAGCUCCUUUUUGCUCCAUCAAAAGCUGUAUGUUAAAAGGGAGAGGUGAAUUUCGAGACGCUGGGAACUGAAGGCAGGUUGCAGUGCCACCUGCCCUCACCAGCACUUCGCUGGGAGGCUCCAGCUAGAAUUCAGGGGUCAGAGCUGUUGCUUUUCCUGAAGUGACUCCCGCCUUCAAAAUCGAAUUAUUUCUUUUGUCAAAUCCAAUAAGCAUUGAACACCACAGGCUUGGUUUCACCACAGAUAUGAAUAAAUGCCUCUGUACGGUACUUUCCACUGCCAUGAAAUAUAGAUAUAUAUGUAUACGUAUGUAAUGGGGAGUGUAAUUACUGUUCUACUUAAAGGUGACAUUCCACUUCAACGUUACUUUCAAGUGCAGCUUUUAAGAGAAGACGUGUCUUAAAGGGAAGCUGGAAUAGUUUAGAGGUAUGUGUUUUAACAACCUUUAAUGAGGUCUAAUAAGCUUUGAGUUAGGGCUUAAGUCUCUAAGGCAAAAAGCACCCAAGAUGAUUUUCCCGUCACCUUCCCAGAUCAGACCCUGUAAGAGUUUAACCUGGGAGUCACUGCUUGAACACUGGCUAUUCCUGAAGCUAUGUGGAUGCCACAUGUACUACAUGUGCGCCUGUGCUCAAAUGCCAACCUCCGUUUUGUACACAUGCUUGACUGGAAGGCAAAAGGCACACCUUUGUCUUGCUCCGAGACCCUGACUGUUGUUUUUGUCUCAGCAGAUGUAUUCCUUUGGUCAGUGCCACUCUUUCAAUUUUUUUUCUUUUUAAUUUGUACUUCCUCAGUUUAUCAGGUGAUUCCUGGAGGGCAUACUCCACCUGCCCAGCCUCAGAGCUUCCCUUCCAGCAACAUACCUUCUUCUCAUUUGUUUACUUGGAUGUACUGGACCACUGUGAAGCAAUUACACAAGCAGUAACACGGGUGUUGUAUUUUUCUGUCAUUGCCUUUUGUAAGACUUAAAAUUCCAUUGACAUUGAAAAGUGGUAGGAGACCCAGAAGCUGCAUUGUUUACUAGCAAUAUAGCCAAUGUACAGUGCUUCUGCAGGGGACCUGUCCUCACGUCUCAAAGCGGCUGGCUGGCUGAGGCCCAAUUUAAUUAACAAGGCUGGAUUAUAAACAAUCUUGGAUCCCUUCACCAACACUCCAUCAAUCUUGCUUCCAUCAGUUUUUGUGCUUUUGUUUAGUUUCAAGCUCAAAGAAAUGUGCUAAGACUCCCGUAUAGGGUGAGUAAACAUGCCAUAUAUUUCACAAGAAUUACAACAAAAUGAAGGGAUUUACUCUCACAUUGAACAGAAUUAAUAAGAAAUUCUAACUGAUGUAUUAAAAAGUUAUUAAGAACAGCCUGGAGUGAAGUUUCUGCAAUCAAACAAUUUUCUGCUUUUAAUUUAAAAAUCGGCAAAUAUUGAGGUACAUAUUGCCACCUUUUAGAAGUGACCUGGAACUAAAAUAUGAAUCCUCCCAAACGGGAGGUUUACUGAUACAGAUCUAAAUUUCACCAGUAAGUCCCAUGUUAGAUCACCCGCCUCUGGGCAGAGAGGAAACUUAAGGCUGCUCACAAGAGAAACUUAUAUUGUGAAUGGUUUUAAAGUUCUGCAGAGCUCCUACCCACUUCCAAAUGUUGGUACUGGGGAGGACCAGAAACCUUCCCGUGAACUCUGUGCAUUUUGCAUGUUGAAAUCCUGGCGUGAAUUCAGGUCUCCACCUCAGCUUCUUGUAAAUGUUAAUAUUCAAGUAGAACAAAAACGUUAGAGGCAAUUACAGCAUGAACAUCUCUUCUUGUUUAUGUGUAGUAGCUGAUAGCAGAGUCUGUAAUAAUAAUCUGUGUUUAUACAUGUGCUGUUCAAUGUAACAGUUGGGUACAAAAUACCUUUUAACUGUCACAAGAAAAUAACUGGAUUGAUGUCACUUUUUGCUUGUAUGAAUAUAAUUACUUGGCUUGCAGGGACCAGUUCCACUUCUGUCAUGUUAUUUAUGAUUUUUAAAUACAUUUGUGAUAAAUUAGGCUCUUUUCUAAGGUAAACAAUACUGGAGCCAAGCAGCUGUCUCCGUACAUGUGCAUGUUAUCACAGCUGAUAUCAAGUCCAAGUCAGACUCCUUGUCUUGCUUAGACCGUUCCUUAGCCUUUCUGGCUUAUUCAGGGAAAUGCGGACUAGUCUAUUUUCUUACUAAAAAUAUGGCUUUUUGAGAAGCUGAAAUUAUUUUUUAAAUCCUUUCUUUUUACAAUUAUUGAUUCAGAAAGACUAUAACAAUCAUAUUUUUCUAAACUGCCAAUUGCUUGUGUUGGGAAAUGAUAUAUAUAUAUAUAUUUUAUUCUACAGAUUUCCAUGUAGUUUUGAAACUGUUUGUUUUCAUAUAUAUCCUCCUAUUUGCUAGAAUUAUUUCAAAAAGCUGUAAGCUUCUGUAUACUGACUCUAUGAAAUUGUAUAAAAAUGUAGCUGCAUAAAAAGACUGACUUUAUUUUUUAUUUAAAUUGUUAGAGCUAAGUCAUCCUUAGUGUUACGCCACACAAGAUAUACUGAAAGAAAUCAGGUCGUUGUUUCAAAAGGCUGGACAGCGUUACGUGACACUUCCUAAAAAGUCUCAACUGAAAGUCGAGAAUUCACCCUAGAAAUGGUGCCAUUUCGGGGCCUGAUUCUAUAGUUUAUUCACACUGUUUAGGACUAUAUUUCACAAGUACUCCCAUGAAAUUUCACGGGAAAUAUUAAAAAUAAGAGCCUAUGAUGUGUGAAUAACAGUGAUAGAAUAAGGCCCUUUUCUAAUGAAGAACAGGACCUUUUAGCUCGUUAAAAGGCUAUAUUUUGAGUAUUUUAGGACAAGUUUUUGUGUUCUUUUCUGCGCUGUGGACUUCUCCUGUGUAUUCUGGAUUUAUUCUGUAGCUGGAAUGACGGAUUAAAUUGAUUGAAGCCCUGUGCACAGAUGAACAUAAUAGAAAGCUGCAGUAAAAUACUGCAGAAAAUGGCCUGAUUUCAAGCUUCAGAACAAUAACGUAACUCACAGCCUUAGCUUCUGUGCACCUGUGAAGCAGAGGUCCUUGCUUUGUACAUUGGCUGUGGUGUAACAUGGAAGGAUUUCUGCUCUCUGCCUGGAAAAUACUGUCUAUCCCUCAGCCUUGUGAGAAGCAUAAUAUUUUCUCAAGUAAAAAAAAUCUGAUUCUGCAAGAGUCAUUGGGGAGUUAAGGGGCAGCUGGGACCUUCUGCGAGCAGACCACAUUAUUCCAAAAGUUUAUCCCUCGAUGACAAAUGAAAUAUGAUGUGGCUUUGCUGUUUCAAGUAGGAUAAAGAGACUGGAAAUCCAUCACCCCAAGCCCUAGCCUUGUGACUGGUCUGUGAUGCUCCACUGUUACCAAUGAACGCUGUUGAAUCAGAUUAAAAUCAGAGCAUUUUAUUGCAUGUGUCCUUUUUUGUAAUGAAAAUAUAGUUGUAUUUGGUGGUGCAGUUAUAAUGCAGUAAAUAAACACAUACAUAUUUCUUUUUAAGGACUUUUAAA
Messenger RNA from Phalacrocorax carbo (great cormorant), 14609 nucleotides. Lineage: Eukaryota; Metazoa; Chordata; Aves; Suliformes; Phalacrocoracidae. The record is from RefSeq and is a predicted model, not a curated record.